Molecule: messenger RNA, 835 nt
Organism: Toxoplasma gondii ME49
Lineage: Eukaryota; Apicomplexa; Conoidasida; Eucoccidiorida; Sarcocystidae
Exons: 4
Coding region: 1-453 (150 amino acids)
Source: RefSeq, a predicted model, not a curated record
AUGGACGAGCAUCGACGGGGAGACGACGAUAACGAAUUCGCCCUCCGCGAAUUCUUCUCAGUCGACUUAAGAGCCCUGUGCACGUGGAGGAAUGCUUUGCGCUUUGUGGCGACCGUGUUCACGGUUUUCGCCAUUCGACGUUUCGGCACCUUGGCAGGAAUCCUGAUUGGCUUUUUCCUGAUUCUGUGGAAUCUGAGAUACAACGGAACUGGAGACGGGAUAAGUGCAUAUUCGGUCUUUAAUAGAGGCGUCCGACAUUUGCUUGGGGAUCUUCGUCCUGCUGACAUCGACAGACAGCUGCGCAAUGCUGGCCCGGAUGGCGACGAAUCAGAUGAUGACAUCCUGGUGUUGAACGGUCCGCGGGUUGCUGGAGUCCACCGGUCUCGUGAUGCGAACAAGAGGUGCCCGUGCGGCAGUGGAAAGAAGAUCAAGAGAUGCUGUGGAAGAGACUAACAAGAUCUGGAUUUUUUAACAAUAAUGCAGCACGCUACCCUUACGACCAUAUUAUCCAGCGGAACAUCCCGGGGCUGCUGGGGGAACUGAAUACACGUACCACCAAGCCGCUGCGCUGGCAUGAGGUUGCAACACGCCCCGAUGAUACAGUAUCUGGCCUGAUUCGUAUACUGACAUGUUUGAUUCAACGGUAACAUCAUAAACCAGUCAGUACUAUUCCUUCUGUCACGGUGCACGAUAUACUCGGUGGAUUUCGAAGGAGCAGUGUAUCUGGUGAUAGGUUCGUAAGUCUUCUUCGGACUGACUCGGGACACGGCGGCUGUUUUUCCGCGAUUACGCGUCAAUGAGAAGUGUUGCUGGGAUGCUGCUUCAUUCUGGUUGU